UUUAACCUCUUCAUAGUGGUGACAAAAUUAGUACAAAUUUUCACGACUUCAUGAAGAAGAAAUUUCCCUUUCUUGUCUUUUUUAAAAGAAAAAAAGAUUUCUCUUUUUUUCGACAUGAUCGUUAGGUUAAAAUUGUUUCAAUUAUAAGUUUAGCAAAGAGAAACCAAUUAAGAAUCAUGGAAGAAGAAAGUGAAAAGAACUCCUCUUUUUCCUUCAAUUUGGAUGAAUUCGACUGCAGUAAUGCAUCAACAGACUCUGACCGUACUGAGUUACAAAUUGAUAUAUCAGAAGUGGAGGAUUUUAACACAGGAGAAAAAAGAAGAAAAAAGAUUAAUGAAAAUGAAACUUCUUUUUUGAAUGAAAUGGAAGAAGAAAUUGAACGACAACUAGAUGCAAAAGCAGCCAAGACAAAUUUAACAGCAACAAAUGUUAAAAACAUACUCAAACAUGUCAUAUCAAAUGAACAUGUCAUGGCAAUGGUACAUAAAAGACUUAAUAAAGAAGAUGGUGUUGUCUUUGAGCCUUACUUAACUAGGGCUAAAGUUAAACAAUUAACAAAAGAACAACCUGAUCUUCCUUGGGUUAUGACACCAGCAAAAAAUACAAAAUCUGAUGUACAAGUAUUCAUUGAAGAUGAGCUAACUCAUUCAGAUGAAUCAUCAGAUGAAGAAUACAACCCUGACCAAGAUCAAGUACAUAGUGAUGAUGAAAAAGAUGUGGAAAAUUCUGUUGGAAGUGAUAUAGAUUCCCAACCACCUACGCCUGUUACCCCUGUUGAUGUAUCAAAUUUAUCAGAAGUAGUAGAAACACCCGAAAUUCAAUAUGAUAAGGAAGGUAUUUUUAAAAUACCAAAUACCCCUUAUGAUCCUACAGAAGAUGAAAGUGUGGGACAUCGAACUCGUUCUAAACUUUGUCUUAGUGAAACUCCGUUAGAAAUUCUUGAACAAGAACUUAAAUGUCCUGAUGCGACAGAAGAUUUGUAUUACACAGACUGGGAUCCAGAAGAUGAAUACAUUGAUUUUUUAAAAACUUUAUAUUAUCUACCAAUAGUCACUAACAACGAAGAUGAUGGAGAUGAUCCUGUAGCAGAUCCUGAAUAUAAUGCAUUCGAAGACGAAAACUUAGAAAUGACUGACGCUGAAGAGCUGAGAGAAGAUAAGGCUGUUAAAAUACCAAAAAAAGAAUUGAACUCUCUUAUUGAAGAGCUAAGUGAUUUACUUGAUAGUUCUGAAAUGCAAAAUGAAGAGAAUCAAACUCAAGAACAAAAAGGAUCUCAUAAAAAAAAGAUGCCAGAUGUUCCAUUCAAUACUAUGGAAUUUGAUGUUCCCAUGUCUCCACUCACAUAUUCACCAUCAAAUAUUUUCACAAAUAUUUCACCUACUCACACUUUACUAAAUAGUAGUUUACAUUUAGCUGAAAAAUCAGUUGAAUCUUCAAUAAAUUUUUCUAUAGUGGAUAAUAACAACACAUCUACAUAUUUAUUAGAAUCAAAUGAAACUUCUUCCAAUCCUAUGGUUAGCCUUAUACCUGUAUUAGCCGCACCUGUAUUGCCUGAACUUGUAAAUCCUAUGCAACGAAAAUUAAUAUCCAUUCAAAUGUCUCAGCACGUUCAAUUAUUAGCUCAACAAUUUGUUUUAAACUACAAACAUUUAAAAUGGCAUCAAAAAUCGUUGAUAUCAAGGGAAAAUUUACAAAGCUUAAAAACACUAGCUGGAAAUAAAAAUUCAUUAUUACUAGCCGAUAAUUUGGAUGAUGCUUUAAAGUUGGUUUCCGAUUGGGAAAAAAAACUGGAAGAUGAAAAUUUUGCUUCGGAAUAUUCACAUUUUUUACAGCAGGAAUCAAAAAUUGAAUAUGAUUAUUUUACAACAAGGAGAAAAUAUAGACCGAGAUUUCAUCCUGAACUCAUACGUUUAAUGGCUAAUAGUAAAGCAUUAAUGCAUCCCAAACUCUUGCCAGAAAUAUUUCCAAUAACAAUAAUUCCUAGAUGUGCUAGAGUAUAUUCUACAUCAGAAGAAUGCCUUAUAGCACUGGGAUUAGAACAAUUUAUACCAUACGUAAAAUCAUUGUCAAAGAAAUUUAGUGACAAAAGACAUAUUUUUGCUGACGCUGUAAUUUUAAUACAAAAAUAUUUAUUCCCAAUUGUUAAUUGCAUAUCUCUUCUAUCUUUUAUAAAACGACGUAAAUGCAGCACGGUACCUGAUAAUCCUAUAAAGGAUUAUUUUAUUCAUGGAAAAACUCCUGAAGUGGUUCACAAAGUAUUUGAAGAAUACAAAUUACUAUCGCCGCUCGAAACCCCACCAGAACUGCUCGAGCCACCCUGGUGUGAUUUCAUCGAAAAAUUAAAAGAGGGUGAAUUGGAAAAAUUCAUUUUCAAUAAGUCUUCUCGCAAAUCUUCAAAAAGUCCGCCGAAGAAAAAAAACAAAAAAAGAAUGCAGAAAAACAAACAUUCAUAUCUGACAUCGGUCGACAACUUUGAAAUUAAUCCAAAUCACGAGCUUCGCAAUCCUGUAGUAAACGUGUUUAAUAUGCCGACUCUCAAUACGCCGUUCAAAGUAGCUAAUAACACGAGUACUCCUCUCAAUGAUGAAAUCAACAAUACUCCAGUCACAGCGGAAAAUGUUGAUUCAGGGGUCACGAACGAUACUGAAAACGAACCAGUCAACGAUGAGUCUGUUGCAGAAAGUAUGAGAACCGAUGAGGAGCCAGCUCCACAACUCCGAAUACCUACGCCACGAUUAGCAAAGAUUCGAAGUGUGCAGAAUAUGAAACGCUUGGCUCAGAGCGUAUCUUCGAGAAAUUCCAGUACAAGAAAUAACACUGAGUCUGAGAGCAAGGACGACGAGGAUUCUUCGUCUUUUUCCAAUAAAGGAGACAACGAAGACGAAAUCGCAGAACUAAUGUUAGCUAGUACAACUAUUAAAAAGAGCACUGCCAAUCGUAAAAAAAAUAAGCAAGCCAGAGAAUUGGAAAAUUUCAAAAAAUUUGUAGAAGCUGAAAACAACAUCAAUGAAGAUGAACGAUCGACAAAGCUUGCGACGUCGUUUAUUCAAAAGUGUCAUUUAGUACUGGAGCCGAAAGAUCCAGAGCUUUUUAAAGCGAUCAUGAAUUUGUUUCAAGAAUUUGAAACGAAGGCAGAGAAAAUAAAGCCACAGUCGCCAACAAACAACGCUAGUAGCAGUGACGAUACAGCAGCACAGACUGAAUUAACUUGUGACGAUCUGUCAAUAAAUUUGUACAAAGAUAUCUGUGAAAAACUGGUCGAUUAUCCAGAAUUAUGCUCGGAUUUUUUGCUAUUUCUGUCACCGCAACAAGCCGCGCAGAUCGACAAAUCCGUCGAGUACAUCAUGAUGCAAAAAAUGAGAAAUUUUAUAAGUAUAGCGCAGAUGUAUUUCGUGAAGCAGCCUUCGAGAAUAUCAAAGCUCAUGCAAGCCAUAAAUCAAUUGGCUGUGGACCCGAAUAUCAACCUAGAAAUGGCUCAAUCUAUCAUGGGCACAGCUUUAAAGGGCCACGACUUGAUCAUGGAUUUGUUUCUGCAGUGUCUACCUACGGGUAAGCCUCCCGAAAGUUUGUUUGCCGAUGAUAUGUUCGAGCAAUUGGUUUGCCCAGUAGGACCUCCGGACAAAAACAAGCCUUACGAUCCAGACGCUCCCGAACUCUAUGAGACACUCGAACUACCGGCUUCCACGGUUCAGGAGGAUCCUUAUGGUGGCGAUGGUUGCAAAUGCGAGUGCCAUAACUUAGACGACGAGACUAAGACCAAGACGAUGAAUGAUCACUGCGCCAUUUGUGGCAUAAGGUUUUUAAAUGGUCGAAUGUAUAUGCAGACUUCGGGAGGUCUGAGACCGGCGAAAAUAACUUUUCCUGGUGCUGACGCGGAGAGACUCGAAAACAUUAGUCGCGUAUCGAUAAACGCCAUUGAUUGUAGUACAUUACCGGUAGUCCCACCAGCUCGUAAACGUCGGAAAACGACAAAACAAACUGAUCCCAUUCCGGAUGAUCAGUUGACCGUAGCCGGGAAAGCUUCGUCGAAAAAUUCACCACAAAAAAACGAAGAGGCUGGACCCUCUGUUUCGGGUAAUAAACAAACGAGAAGAGCAGCAACUUCUGUCAAGUCUAUGCCAAAAAUAUCGCUGGAUAACACUCCCGCGAAAGAUCCUGAAACUGAAUCGCCGAAAAGCAGGCGAGAGAGGCGCCGAUCUAAAAGACAAGCGGCAAAAGAAGACAAGGCCGAGGUUGAAUCCGUUGAAAAUCAACCUGAACCAACUGUCGAAACAAUUGUGGUGACAGAUGACACAAAUAUUUCGACAGGAGCCAAGUUGAAUGAAUCUAGUCAAGACAGUGUAGAAGACGAUGAAACCGUAUUAAAAUCUGCAGAAAUAGAAUUAGAUAAAAGUAAUGAUAAAGUAGAUGGUUCAAGUGAUUCCGACAGUAGCGAUGAUGACUCCGAUCUCACGAAUAAUCCAUGGACAAUGGAAGAUGAUAAAAUACUUCUUGAAAGCAUACAAAAAGACUACUCCCAAAAAACAUUUGAAGCUGUAAGUUCAACUUUAAACAAAACUGUGGAACAGGUGAAAAAACGCUGCGAUUAUUUAUUAUCAUUGUUAGAAAAAAUGGCUAGUUGAUGCUGGUUAUUAGUUUGUACAAAGUUUAUUUUAAAUCAACUGAUGUAAAUAGUGAUCAAUGAAAA
Molecule: messenger RNA, 4687 nt
Organism: Trichogramma pretiosum
Lineage: Eukaryota; Metazoa; Arthropoda; Insecta; Hymenoptera; Trichogrammatidae
Gene: mute
Product: GON-4-like protein
Exons: 14
Coding region: 177-4622 (1481 amino acids)
Biological process (GO): regulation of DNA-templated transcription
Cellular component (GO): nucleus
Molecular function (GO): transcription coregulator activity
Source: RefSeq, a predicted model, not a curated record